Messenger RNA from Python bivittatus (Burmese python), 1766 nucleotides. It is a transcript of the gene SLC35G2, whose product is annotated as solute carrier family 35 member G2. The record is from RefSeq and is a predicted model, not a curated record. NCBI's taxonomy places the organism in Eukaryota, Metazoa, Chordata, Lepidosauria, Squamata, Pythonidae. Gene Ontology annotation, cellular component: plasma membrane.
UCUCUUCUUCUGUGCAGGCAGAUGAGGAGGUAGCAAAAAGAUCCAUAUUACUGCUGCUGAGCAUUCCCAGAAUUGACAACAUUUGGCUCUGUUUCUGACUUUCCAGUUCCUCUGGAUCCAAAUACAACUAUGCUCAGGCCUGUUUUCUGUGAAUUUAGAAGACAGAAAUGGAUACACAGCUGAACAUUGGACAGCAGAUUCCCUGUCCUUAAUGUUAUUUGGUCUUUGGAUAUUUUGUUAUACAACGUCCUCUAACAAAAGUCCUACUUAGCUGAUGAAAUGGAUUCUUCCAAACAAUAUCCAGUGAAAAAACGAGUAAAAAUUCAUCCCAACACUGUGACAGUGAAAUAUAGUUCUCAUUAUCCACAGCCUGGAGAAGAGGAGUAUGAGGAAUCUAAUGAAGAUAAUGAGAGUUUUAUAGAAGAUAAUCCAAAAAGAAGAUUAUUGAGUGAUGGACAACGAACAGGAAGGUCCUUCUUUGGAACAAUUGAUAUUCCAUUUCAGACAGGACAGAAGUUAGAAGUCAACAAGAAUGGACAAGGCCAAGAUUUUGUAGAUGGAAGCAUUUUUCAGUCCAGAAAAACUUGGGCUGUGCUUUUUGGAUCUGCUUUGGCCCAUGGUUGUGUAGCUCUGAUAACCAGACUUGCUGCUGAUCGUUCCAAAGUGCCAUCUCUUGAAUUGAUUUUUAUUCGUUCUGUUUUACAAGUGUUUUCUGUUUUAGUUGUGUGUUAUUACCGUGAAGAUCCUUUUGGACCAAAAGGCCAUAGAUUGCGACUAUUCUUCUAUGGAGUAUGUAAUGUUAUUUCCAUUACCUGUGCUUAUACUUCCUUUGCAAUUGUUCCCCCAAGCAAUGGGACUAUUAUGUGGAGAGCUACCACCACCGUUUUCAGUGCCAUUUUAGCAUUUUUACUAGUGGAUGAGCGCAUGGCUUAUAUUGAUAUAAUUACUGUAGUGAGUAGUAUCUUUGGUGUUUGUUUGGUCAUGAUCCCCAACAUUGUUGAUGAAGAAAAUUCUCUGUUAAAUAUCUGGAAGGAAGUCUUUGGGUAUACAAUGACAGUUAUGGCAGGCUUAACCACGGCUCUCUCCAUGAUAGUAUAUAGGUCACUUAAGGAUAAUGUCAGCAUGUGGACAGCAUUAUUUACUUUUGGUUGGACUGGAACAGUAUGGGGAGCCUCAACUAUGUUUUUCCUUCAAGAGCCAAUCAUUCCAUUGAAUGGAGAAAGCUGGAGCUAUCUCAUUGGCAUCUGUAUAUGUUCCACAGUGGCUUUUCUUGGUGUCUAUUAUGCUUUGAGCAAAUUCCAUCCAGCAUUGGUUAGCACAGUACAACAUUUGGAGAUUGUGAUAGCCAUGAUUCUUCAGCUCCUUGUACUCCACAUAUUCCCCAGUGUUUAUGAUAUGGUUGGAGGAGCUGUUAUCAUUAUUAGCAUACUUUUCCUUGCGUGUUAUAAACUAUCUUGGAAGAACUUUAAAAAACAGGAUUACCAGGAAAUACUAGAAUCUUCCAUUAAAUGAAUACAAAAUUAUUGUAUUUUAUGUAGUGCAGUGUGCUAUUAAUAUGACUGUGUGUAUGUAGUGUUAUUAACAUGUAUACAUGUUACUUACCACUCUUACCACAAUAUGCUUACCACUCUUUCUUGUUCAGAUAUAUGCCAUCAAAUCAGCCCUAAUACAGUUCAGUAGAGUUGUACAAAAGUGUCUUUUCCAGAUAUGUAAAAAAUGUGAAAAUUAUGAAAAUUAUAUUCUUAGAUAGUAUGCAAAAAGUGCCA